AUGACAGGCGAGCGGCAAGCAGCGGAUGCUAUCCGGUUCUACGACUCGAAAUCCUGGGAUUACGACGCUACCUGGCACAACGAUUUCACCAGGCGGUUCAUGUCCUAUCUCGAUAUUCAACCAGGGCAACAAGUUCUGGAUCUGGCAUGUGGCACCGGGCUGUUGACAUUCCGCGAGGCAGAGGCGGUAGGACCACAGGGGCAUGUCAUUGGAGUUGAUGUCACCCCCGGUAUGCUCGCGGUCGCUACUCACAGAAAGACCCAAGGAGGGGACAAAUACGCAAACACAACUUUCCUUCAAGGCGACGUCCUGCAUUUAGAAGAAACGGAAGCACUCAAAGGAAAGCAGUUUGACGUCAUCACAGUGGCUUCUGCUCUAGUCUUGUUUCCCGAUCCAAAAGCUGCGAUUGAGCAUUGGGCAGGGUUCCUGAAGCCUGGAGGCGUCAUUGCCAUGGAUGCGACACAUCCGAGGAACUUGGUCUCCGGCAUGGUACUGGAGAGGGUUGCCCGCAGAUUGGAACUUCCCAUUCCAUACAAUCGUUCAUGGAGCAAAUCCGAAGACACCUUGAAGCAGAUGCUGGAGUCUGCGGGCGUGGAGGUAGAUCAAGUUGUUACCGUAGAGAGUCAAGCGGGAUACGGCAGACGCUUCUAUGAGAUGGAGCAGUGGGACGACUUCUUCGUCGAAAAUGUGAUUGUCAAGGACGUUGCGAGAACAUUUGCGAACAAUGACAUUCGAAGGAAAGCGCAAAAGAUCUACAAGGAAGAGUGGGAGAAGUUGGCGAUAGACGGAAAGAUUGAGGAGAUUGACUCGGUCUUCCUCGGUAUUGCGCGGAGACGCUCUGGCUUUCUGCCCUUCACACACGUUCCCAAAGACAGCAUCUCCUUCACGUAUGCGGAUACGCGCACAGUCCUAAGACUAUCGGCCGUUGCGGAACGUACCUUUUGCUCGGGCUGCGGAGCUCCGAUCUCUAUGUCAUAUCCCUCCGAUCCCGACGGUCUAGGGUUGUGCAUGGCAACGGUCGAUCUGGAGACCCUUAAGACGGAAGUGGCACCCAAAGUGGUGAAGCAUAUAUUCCUGCGAGAAAAGGCGCCCUGGGUGGUACUUCCCGAAGAUGGAACGGAGCGGUGGGGCACAUCAGAAGACGCGCACCUGCUCGCGCAGAGCUAG
Alternaria viburni is the source of this 1167-nucleotide messenger RNA. RefSeq lists its product as uncharacterized. The transcript has 2 exons. The coding region runs from base 1 to 1167 and encodes 388 amino acids. NCBI's taxonomy places the organism in Eukaryota, Fungi, Ascomycota, Dothideomycetes, Pleosporales, Pleosporaceae. The record is from RefSeq and is a predicted model, not a curated record.